ACCCUACUAUACCCUAAUAUCAACAAUUCCCAUCGAUAAGUCGCUCAAUACUAUUGGAUCUUUAUCAAUACCGUUUUCUGUGCCAGAUGGAAUGGUUUUCCAGCGCAUAUAUUCAACUAAACAGAACGAGAACCUAAAAACUCCUCUAACUACUCCGAACCUCCGUCUCGAAAAGUGCCGUUUUAUCUAAAAAUAUCGAAAGACAAACUAUAUUUUUCGAACAUGUACUCUCCAAGUCACUGGGACAUCACUUACAUAAUAAUAAACACCUCACUUGAUGCUGCGACUCGUGCGACAGCGAGGUUUAUGCGUUACUGGUCGCAAAACCUCUCAUCAGAGAGGCUUCUUCACCCUCCCCAACUUCUCGCCUUUCUCGUCCCCAUCGCCUGAAUCUGAUGAACAACCAGCAACACAGACUUACCACGAACGCAAGAUUUUUCCUUACGGACGCAUAGAUCUGUACAACUUAGUCGCAGAUGUUGGUUCAUAUCCCAGUUUUGUGCCAUAUUGCACUGGUUCAAAAAUCUUGGAACAACGUGUGGGCCAGGAUGGUGUGGUCACGAUGGACGCGGAGUUAAUGGUCGGUUUCUUGGCAUUCAAGGAGAGUUAUGUUAGCAGGGUGACAUGUCGACCUUAUGAAUCCGUCCAGGCUGAAGCAUCGAGUUCAACCCCUCUCUUCAAGACCCUUCAAACAACGUGGCGGUUCCAACCAGCUUCAUCAAUAUCCCCUCACCUUUCAAGUGGUAUCCCGCUCCAUUCUGAUGCCAAGAACUCUGUACCUGUGGAUAGCCAUUCUCCUGACGCCAGUCCUACUCUUGUCACACUGGAUAUCGCCUUCGCAUUCGAAAAUCCGUUGCACUCUGCUCUCUCUGCCAGGUUUUUUGGAAAAGUAUCUACGCUGAUGGUGCAAGCCUUUGAAGAACGCUGUCUGGCUGUGUACGGAUCCGGGACCAAGUAAUGUACCAACGUGCAAUGAAAAUUGAUGUUUGAUAAAUUGAAAUGCAUAGAAAUUAAUAUUUGGCACGAUGCAGUGCAUAUGUACGAUUUUGGUAUAUGUAGGCGGAAGUGAGAAAACUACGUGAUCAGAUCUUCCCGUGAGGGGCCGCUGAGACCCUAGAUGUACG
Molecule: messenger RNA, 1124 nt
Organism: Suillus bovinus
Lineage: Eukaryota; Fungi; Basidiomycota; Agaricomycetes; Boletales; Suillaceae
Product: dehydrase and lipid transport-domain-containing protein
Exons: 3
Coding region: 278-958 (226 amino acids)
Biological process (GO): cellular respiration; ubiquinone biosynthetic process
Cellular component (GO): mitochondrion
Molecular function (GO): ubiquinone binding
Source: RefSeq, a predicted model, not a curated record